Rotaria socialis is the source of this 369-nucleotide messenger RNA. The record is from the annotation of a GenBank genome assembly. Lineage: Eukaryota; Metazoa; Rotifera; Eurotatoria; Philodinida; Philodinidae.
AUGGUUAAAUAUAUAGAAGGCACAAUCGAUUAUGAAAAACGUAGUGAAGUUCUCAAUGAUAAUCACAAGGUUUUAAUCUAUCUCGACGAUAUGACAUUAACUGAUAUUGCUUCGCAAGAUGGUUCUUAUGUUCGUAAGUUUCAUACUGUAUCAAAAUUAAUUCUCGAAAAUCAAAUUCGAACAUUCCCCAUAGAAUUUUCACUUGAAUAUGAUGAGAAAGAAAUUGAGAAAACAUCAAAUUAUUCUAUACGUGUACGAAUUGUAGCUGAUGGUAAAACACGUUUUAUUACCAGUACGAAUGUGCCAGUGCUUACGAAAGGUUAUGGUGAUAUAGUUGACGUCAAAGUGGAAAAAAUUGAUUUAAUGUAA